This is a messenger RNA of Verticillium alfalfae VaMs.102, 2077 nucleotides long. Its product is annotated as carboxypeptidase KEX1. Lineage: Eukaryota; Fungi; Ascomycota; Sordariomycetes; Glomerellales; Plectosphaerellaceae. Gene Ontology annotation, biological process: apoptotic process; proteolysis. The transcript is spliced from 3 exons. The coding region runs from base 170 to 2077 and encodes 635 amino acids. Gene Ontology annotation, cellular component: trans-Golgi network. The record is from RefSeq and is a predicted model, not a curated record. Gene Ontology annotation, molecular function: serine-type carboxypeptidase activity.
UUGCCGACUGCGACCUCACUCUUCCUUCAUUCCCUCCGCCGUUCGAUUCGCAAUCGCUGAUCAAUCCCAUGCCGGCGACCUAGCCCAGAGCUGCCAUUUCCCCCUUCACUUCCGCUUCGCGACCGCUCGCGGCAGCUCGCGAACCGUCUGGAAAGGCAACUCCCCCAUCAUGGCCCCGGCCAUCAGGCAGCUGGCCACCGGCCUCCUGCUCGCACUAUCAUGGGCACCCACGACGCGCGCCGAUUCGUCUGCCGCUGACUACUAUGUCAAGAGCUUGCCCGGACAGCCGGCAGGGCCUCCUGUCAAGAUGCACGCUGGGCACAUCGAGACGGACGCUGACCACAAUGGCAACCUCUUCUUUUGGCACUUUGAGAACAAGCACAUUGCUCAGAGACAACGCACCGUCAUCUGGCUCAACGGCGGCCCGGGAUGUAGUUCCGAGGACGGCGCCAUGAUGGAGAUCGGCCCCUACCGCGUCAAGGGUGACCAGCUGGUCAACAACAAUGGCUCAUGGCAUGAGUUCGCCAAUUUGCUCUUCGUCGAUAACCCGGUCGGCACCGGCUUCAGCUACGUUGACACUAACAGCUACCUCCACGAGCUCGACGAGAUGGGUGAUCAGUUCAUCCUCUUCCUGGAGAAGUUCUUCAAGCUGUUCCCGCAAUACGCUCAGGAUGAUUUGUACUUUGCAGGCGAAUCGUACGCCGGCCAGCACAUCCCCUACAUUGCGAAGCACAUCCUCGAGAGGAAUGAGAAGGCUGGUCCGGAUGACCAAUGGAACCUCAAGGGACUCGUCAUCGGCAACGGCUGGAUCUCCCCAUUCGAACAGUACGGCUCUUACCUCAAGUUUGCGUACGAGAAGGGCCUCUUGGCGCAGGGUUCCGAAAAGGCCAAGCAGCUGGAGCAGCAGUGGAAGAUUUGCCGGAAACAGAUGGCUGUCGAUAUCAAGAUUGACAUCAGUGAGUGCGAGGCGAUCCUGCAGAAGAUCCUCGACGUCACCGCAACCCUCACCACGUCGGGCAAGCGCAACUGCUACAACAUGUACGACGUCCGUCUCAAGGACACGUACCCUUCCUGCGGCAUGAACUGGCCCCCCGACCUGACAGACGUUACCCCCUACCUCCGACGCAAGGAUGUCACCGAGGCCCUGCACAUCAAUGCUGCCAAGAACACUGGCUGGAAGGAGUGCAACGGUGCCGUCGGCUCCGCCUUCCGUGCGCACAAGUCCAAGCCCUCCCGCGACCUGCUGCCCGACCUCUUGAAGAAGGUCCCCAUCACGCUGUUCUCUGGCGCCGAAGACCUCAUCUGCAACCAUAUCGGCACUGAGGAGAUGAUUGGCAACAUGGAGUGGAAUGGCGCCAAGGGCUUCGAGGUGUCCCCUGGCAACUGGGCGCCUCGUCGUGACUGGACCUUCGAGGGCAAGGAUGCCGGUUUCUGGCAGGAGGCCCGCAACCUCACGUACGUGCUCUUCAAGGAGGCCUCGCACAUGGUGCCCUUUGACUGGCCCCGCCGCUCGCGCGACAUGAUCGACCGCGUCAUGAAGGUCGACAUCAGCGCCAUUGGCGGCGAGCCCACUGAUUCUCGUAUCGACGGCGAAAAGGGUCCCGUGACCUCCGUGCCCCCUUCGAAGGGAUCCAACAACCACCCCGACACUAAGCCUGGCGGCGGCGACAAGGGCUCCAGCACCAACGACGACGAGACACAGAAGCAAGUUGACGAGGCCAAGUGGAAGGCGUACUACCGCUCCGGCGAAAUCGUGCUCGUCAUUGUCGUCAUCGCCGCCGGCUUGUGGGGCUGGUACAUCUGGCGCGAUCGCCGCCGCAGGAGCGGCUACCAGGGCGUCGCUGGCGGAGACGGCGCCGGCCCAGGCCACCGCGCGGGCGCCCGCGGCCUUGACCGUUUCCAGGACAGGAGGACGGCGAGGGAUGUCGAGACGGGCGACUUUGACGAGAGCGAACUGGACGACCUGCACGUCGAGACGCCGCGCGAGGGGCCGCAUAAGGAGGCCUACGCCAUUGGCGACGACAGCGACGAGGAAGACAUCAAGGGCAAAGGACCCGAGCGUUCCGGCACGCGGUGA